AUGGCGGGACUCAGUACAGGAGGAGUCCUCCCGACGGUUUCGACUUCGAGCACGGCGCCUAUCGCAUCUGCGACGCCUUCAUUCGCGUUCACUAAUGUUCCGACAAUGUACACCUGCGGACAAUCUGUAGUCACUUGGGAUUGGACGUCCACCGACGACGCAAACCUUCAUGCCACGGUCGACAUCCUCAUCACUGACAGCGGACUCGUUCAAUCUGCCGCGCCAAGCAACACCCUCAGUCAACCCACACAAACGACCACAGCCUCGGUAUCGAGUACUAGUCUCCCGACGAUCAACACAGUGCUUGCGCAGGACCUGGAUGCGGCAACCGAGACUUGGACAUGGGAAAAGACGAACGUAACGCAAGGGUGGUACAUCCUCCAAGCAUACGUCUCUUCCAUAGACACCCUCGUCGCAUCCUCCAACUUCUUCAUUUUCAACGGAACCGACACUUCAUGCUUCGACGGCACCGGCUCCUCUUCUUCUGCUUCCUCCUCUUCGUCCGCUGCUGCAUCCUCCACACCCGCCGCCACUUCCGGCUCUCUCACCAGCACCUCCACAUCCACAUCCACCGCAGUCGCCGCCAUCUCCCCCUCCGCCUCCUCCCACGCGGGCGCAAUAGCAGGCGGCGUAAUCGGCGGCCUAGCAUUCCUCGUCGCCGUCCUCGGUUCCCUCAUCUUCUGCUUCCUCCGCCGUCGUCGCCAACCCACCCGUGCCCGCGCCCGCGCUCAGUCCGACCUCUCCUCACGUCGUAUCCACGGCUCGCCCGGUGGUGGUGGUGGUGGUGCGAUCGCGUUCGGAGGCGCGUGGGACGCAUUGACGAGUUUGCCGAAUCGGAAUCGCCAUGGUAGGAAGAGGAGUCGGAAGGUUAGUGAGGGGAAGCAUGAGUCGUCGAGCGCUGAGGGAUUGGCGGUGAAAGCUGGACCACCUGCAUAUGGGUUCGGUAUGCCGGCCGAUGCCUAUGCGGUCGGUGCGGACGGGAUGGGUAUGGGUAUGGAGGGAUCAGGGAAUGCGCAUGCGCAGGGACGUGGGACUAACGCGGGACAGGGACAUAACUCGUCCUUCAGCCAGAGCCAGAGCGGGGAUUCACACACCGUUGUUGAUAUCGGCAGGAUGGGCAGUUUCGGCGGCGGCGGAAAGGGUGGUAAUGAUAAUGGUAAUGGGGGAUGCAUCAGCGCACCCGGUGAUUCAGACGAAGACCUCUUCGCGGAAAAACUCGAGCUCGGGGACUCUGUCCAUCCCGACGUUUUGCCUCUCCAUCCCCCGCUUCCUUACGCCGCCGCCAACCCUCACGUGUUCAGUUCUUCAACGACGGCGCCUCAGAUUCCGCCGUUGGCGUUGGGGAGCAUGAGCACGCGGAACUCAUCGACCAGUUCCGUUUUCCGAUCUUCGCAGCAACGGGCGCUGUCGAAUCCCUCGCCUCCGAUGUGGACGCCCAAUGGGACUCCGAGGGAGAGCGUGCAGAGUAUCGAUAGCGUUAUGGCCGCGCGACUCGUCCGACCCGCAUCAUUGUCCGUCUCGCAUGCUUCCGCUCCGUCUUCGCCACACGGCCAUUCGUUCUUCAGUGGGGGCUCGGAUUCGCACCAGCAUCAGAGUCAGGCGCAGAGGAGGAGACAGAGCGCGGAGGUGAUUCCGUUGGAGAGGUCGGGGAGUUCGGCGACGAGGAAGGGAGCGAGGAAGCCGGUGCCGAAGUAUGAUUCGAGGGAGUUUCAGGAGAUGGAUGCGUAUGAUGGGAUCGUUGGUAGCGGGGAGUCGACCGAGUCGGUUCCCCACCAAGCGGGUAUGCCGACGUUGCAGCAUCAGUCGAGCUUUGGGAACUUGAAGCCGAUGAAUAAUGUCCUGAUUCCGGAUAUGCCGCCCUCGAGUAUGCGUUGA
Molecule: messenger RNA, 1875 nt
Organism: Stereum hirsutum FP-91666 SS1
Lineage: Eukaryota; Fungi; Basidiomycota; Agaricomycetes; Russulales; Stereaceae
Exons: 1
Coding region: 1-1875 (624 amino acids)
Source: RefSeq, a predicted model, not a curated record